Messenger RNA from Arabis nemorensis, 3327 nucleotides. NCBI's taxonomy places the organism in Eukaryota, Viridiplantae, Streptophyta, Magnoliopsida, Brassicales, Brassicaceae. The record is from the annotation of a GenBank genome assembly.
AUGGCUACUUUCAAUGUUCUCUGUAGCAAUCGAUUUCUAUUCAAAGGAGGUAAAUUUCCCGAGAAAUCUAGUAGAACGGUGUCUUCAAGGAGUAGUGAGCUUAAGAAUGUUUGUGUAGCUAGAAGAAAGAAUCAGUCGUUUAGUUGCAGGAGACUUGGUGGGUUUUUGGAGAUUGGGGAAACCAGAUUAGGGGUUAGAGUUCAUGGCGAUUAUCGAAAUGGGUUUUCUUGUAAUAGCGAGAUUAAGCGUCUUGUGAAUGGUGAUUACGGAGAUAAGGUGAGUCGUAUUGGUGAAAAUGGUGGAAGCAAAGGGAAGAGAAGAAGAAGAUUUUCUCUUAGGCUUCGACCUAGAUUAAGAUUAUUGAGCAUGAGACUUGGGAGAUUUGAUUUCAGAGCAUCAAUGGAUGACUUUCGGUUGUUUUUGAGAAAGAAUAUCAAACGAGUGAUCUUAUCUACUGGCGUGGCUGUUAUCUUUGGGCUGUGUUAUUUGUUCUUGAGGUUAACCGCUGUUCCGUCUCCAUCCAUUGUUCCUUACUCAGAUUUCGUGACGAAUCUUCGAGGUGGUUCUGUUUCAAAGGUUUUGCUCGAAGAAGGUUCUCGUCGAAUCUAUUACAACGUUAAUGAGAAUGUUCAGGUUGUUGAAGAGGUUCAGAAGUCAGAAACUUUAGAAGAACCCGCGGUCCAAAUUGAUGGCGGUAUAGUGGAAACCGUGACUGGAGCUGUUACGAAAGAUGUUACUCCGCGAAAGGUUCGAGCGUUGCCUCCUGUGUGGAAGUAUGUGACGAGAAAAGUAGAUCAUGAUGAGAAGUUUCUUCUUAGUUUGAUGAGGGAGAAAGGGAUUACUUAUAGUUCAGCUCCUCAAUCAGCAUUGAUGGCUAUGAGGACUACCUUGAUAACAAUCAUUUCUUUAUGGAUUCCUUUAACACCUCUUAUGUGGCUUCUCUAUCGGCAACUCUCUGCAUCUAACAGCCCUGCAAAGAAGCGACGGUCUAACAAUCCCACAGUGGGGUUUGAUGAUGUUGAGGGCGUUGAUUCUGCUAAAGACGAGCUCGUGGAGAUAGUGUCAUGUCUACAAGGAAGUAUAAAUUACAGAAAACUAGGAGCAAGACUACCUAAAGGUGUGCUUUUGGUUGGUCCACCGGGGACUGGUAAAACCUUGUUGGCUCGGGCUGUAGCUGGAGAGGCGGGAGUUCCGUUCUUCUCUGUUUCCGCUAGCGAGUUUGUUGAAUUGUUUGUUGGAAGAGGCGCAGCUAGAAUCAGAGAUCUUUUCAGUGCAGCCAGGAAAAAUUCACCUUCCAUUAUAUUCAUUGAUGAGCUCGAUGCGGUUGGAGGAAAACGUGGUAGGAGUUUCAACGAUGAACGUGACCAGACGUUAAAUCAGUUGCUUACUGAAAUGGAUGGAUUUGAGUCGGACACAAAAGUCAUUGUAAUUGCAGCAACUAACCGUCCAGAAGCAUUAGACCCGGCUCUUUGUCGGCCUGGAAGGUUCUCUAGAAAAGUUGUGGUUGCAGAACCAGACCAAGAAGGCCGUCGGAAAAUCUUGGCCGUACAUCUGAGAGACAUCCCUCUAGAAGAAGAUGCAUUUCUCAUAUGUGAUCUAGUUGCUUCUCUAACUCCCGGAUUCGUAGGUGCUGAUCUUGCCAACAUUGUCAAUGAAGCUGCAUUACUCGCUGCUCGUAGAGGCGGGGAAGCGGUGGCGCGGGAAGACAUAAUGGAAGCAAUAGAAAGGGCGAAAUUUGGUAUCAAUGAUAAGGAAGUGAGGCCAAGGAAAUUAGGAAAUGAGCUCAGCAAGCUGUUCCCAUGGAUGCCAUCUUUGGUUGGAAGGAACGGACCAGAUCAAGACGGUUUACAAGGACCGUUAGAACCAUCAUUGUAUGAUAAUGAUUAUGACGACACAUAUCACGAUCCCAAGCUAUCAUCUUUGCAUAAAAACCAUUCCAUUUCAUCAUCAUCAAAUGACGUUGAUCAUCAUGAUCAAGAAACUCCUAAAAUAGAGCAUCGUCGGAAAAAGAGAAAACCGAAGCGGUGCGAUCUAUUCUCCGGUGAGUGGAUCCCAAACCGUAAAGCUCCUUACUACACAAACACGACAUGUUGGGCGAUACACGAACACCAAAACUGCAUGAAGUUUGGGAGACCUGAUUUAGGUUUCUUGAAAUGGAGAUGGAAACCAAAAGAUUGUGAUCUACCUUUGUUUGAUCCUUUCGAGUUUCUCGAGAUCGUUAGAGGAAAAAACAUGGCGUUUGUUGGUGACUCCGUUAGCAGAAACCACGUACAGUCUUUGAUAUGCCUUCUCUCUCAGGUGGAACAUCCCGAGUUGGACUCACGGCAAAAAGACUUUAACUUCCAAAGAUGGAAAUACAAAACGUACAACUUUACAAUUGCCACAUUUUGGACUACACAUUUGGUUCGGUCCGAGGAAAGCGGUCCGGACGGUCCUAACUCAUUCUACAAUCUCUACCUCGAUGAACCGGAUCCAUCUUGGGCUUCUCAAAUCGAUGGGUUCGAUUACAUCAUCAUCUCGUCAGGGCAAUGGUUUUUCCGACCACUUUUUCUUUUUGACAAACAAAAAAGGAUAGGAUGUUUGUAUUGUUACAUUCCCGGAGUCAGAAAUGUCGGGGCACAUUUCGCGUAUAGAAGAGCAUUAAGAACAACGUUUAAGACUAUCAAUGGAUUAGAGAAUUUCAAAGGAGAGGUGUUUCUAAGAACAUUUGCACCUUCACAUUUUGAGGAUGGAGAAUGGGAUAAAGGUGGAAAUUGCUUGAGAACACGACCCUAUAGGAGCAAUGAGACGGAGUUAGAAGGUAUGAAUCUAGAGACGCACAACAUUCAACUCGAUGAAUUUCGCAUUGCGAAAAUAAACAAAAAGAAUAACGGAUUAGAUUUGAGAUUACUAGAUGUAACACAAGUAAUGUUGUUAAGACCAGAUGGACAUCCGAGCAGAUUUGGGCAUAAACCGGAAGAUAAAGUUAUACUAUACAAUGAUUGUGUACAUUGGUGUCUACCAGGUCCGAUUGAUUCAUGGAAUGAUUUUUUACUCGAGAUGUUGAAAAAUAGAUAUAUUGUGAGAUCAAGCCUCAAGGGUGGUGGUGAACCCUAUACCAAAAGCGGAAGAGUUGACGAUGAACACGAUACCAGAAGUGGAGGACUUGGCGGGACGGAAUUCGAGAUGAUUCUCUACGGACAAUUCUUUGAUGAAAUGCUUGAGGAGAAGGUUAGAAUGACAUAUAGAACAAUCUCUUCCAACAAGAUUUUCGAGGCUGAAAUAUACAACGCAACAAAGGUGGAUAUUGAAGCUACUAUGAAAAUUAAGGAUAACAAGGACUGCUAA